This is a messenger RNA of Myotis daubentonii (Daubenton's bat), 2720 nucleotides long. RefSeq names its product BTB domain containing 19 (gene BTBD19). The record is from RefSeq and is a predicted model, not a curated record. Lineage: Eukaryota; Metazoa; Chordata; Mammalia; Chiroptera; Vespertilionidae. Gene Ontology annotation, molecular function: protein binding.
AACUCAGGGCUGCCUCCGCACCGGGGAGGGGGGCUCACUCGACUCGGCAUCCAGCCUUCUCCGACCCCUGCUGACCAAGAACUCAGGGGCUGGUCCCCAGCUUGCCACGCCUCUUGGGUUGCAUUUCAGGGAUGCCAGAGGCCAUGACUCCUUUGUCAGAGCUGACACCUCCUCACCUGACCCCUCUGGGAGAGACAGGACUGCCAUCUCCCAAAUAAGCCGUGCCUGGGCCCUGAGAACCUGGGCUUUCCCUUCCUGGCCUGUGUUAUGAAGUUGCCAUGCGUUGCUGGGCAAGCACUCCCUUCCGGGUUCCCUCCCUUGUUGAGGGGGGUUUCCCAGACCUGGCUAACCUGAUCCUCACUCUGCGUGUGGGUGAGGGGUAGGAGGGCAGGGAGUUAGAACUCCAAACCCAGGACCGGCAGGGCCAGGGUGCUAAUGCCCUCCGAUUCUGCUUAGGGCCCCUCUGAAGUCUGAGGUUUUUCCUGGGCCUGUGGGAGGUGGGCGGGGCCUCCUCAGGCCAGGCUCCAGUUUCCUUGGAAACCCACAGGCUUCCCACCCUAGUCGGCCUGGGCAGGCUCCCAGCCGGGGCCUCAUUUGCAGUUAGCUUCUCCUCCCCCAUUUAGUCUGCUCCAACUCGGCCUCUUUUGGUCCCCUCCCUGGCUCCCCAAGCCGAGCCUCUGGCCUCCUCUACCAGCCUCUGAUGCCUCCUUCAGACACCUGGGCCUCCCCUGCCCCAUCCCUCAACAGCUUCUCAGCAAGCGGGCCUCCCAAACCCCCGCCCCUCCCUCUCUGGCCUUUCUAGUCCCUUUACCAACUGUAAGGCCUGGCCAGGCCUCCUGCUCCUUCCCAGCUACUGCCUCCCACAUACUGGCCUACAACAGGCCUGCUAGGCUAUUUCACUCCCCCCCUGCCCCCGCCCACCCAUGGAGACCCCUGGACUGGUGCAUGGGGGAGCUGAGCGCUUUUCCAAAGCCCUCCGGAGCCUCGUCAACAAUCGCCUGUACAGUGAUGUUCGCUUUGUGGUCGGUCAAGAACGGCAGGAGGUGUUUGCCCACCGGUGCUUGCUGGCCUGUAGAUGCAACUUUUUCCAGCGACUUCUGGGCCCAGAGCCAGGCCCUGGGGUGCCUAGCCCGGUGGUGCUAAGCACCAUACCAGCGGAGGCCUUCCUGGCAGUGCUGGAGUUCUUGUACACCAACAGUGUCAAGCUGCACCGCCAUUCUGUGGGUUUAUGGGGCAGGCCCCUCUCCUUUCCCUUGCCUCUGAUGGGUUCAUUUCAUACCCUUCCUCACACUCAUUCUGUCCCGGAGAGGAACAUGUACCAACACCGGGAGAAGUAUCUUACUGUCACAACCUACAUUCAUUUCUGUUCCCAGCUAUGUCUGGGGUUUGUGGUGAAGGUGCUGGACGUGGAGCUGGUUUGUGAGGCCCUGCAGGUGGCUGUAACCUUUGGUCUGGGACCUUUGCAGGAGCGUUGCAUAGCCUUCAUAGAGGCCCACAGCCAGGAAGCACUUCGGACCCGUGGCUUCCUGGAGCUGUCAGCGCCCGCGUUGCUGCUCCUACUGCGCAGUGACAAGCUCUGCGUGGAUGAGGCUGAUCUGGUCCUGGCGGCCCGGAGCUGGGCGCGCGUGGGAGCGGCGGUGCUGGAGAGGCCUGUGGCCGAGGUAGCAGCCCCAGUGGUGCGGGAGCUGAGAUUGGCCCUGCUGGCCCCGGCGGAGCUGAGUGCCCUGGAAGAGCAAAACCGGAGGGAGCCGCUCAUCCCGGUGGAGCAGAUCGUGGAGGCGUGGAAAUGCCACGCUCUGCGAAGAGGAGACACGGCCCGAGGUGCGUCGUGCCGCCGCCGGAGGGGCACCCUGCCCCGGGAGCAUCACCGCUUUCUGGACCUGCCCUUAAAGUGACCGAAGGCCAGGUCUCGCGAGGAAUGCCGGGCCUCUCCUAAACUACAUCUCCCGACAUGCUCGGCCCUCUGAGCGGGCUUCCGCUCCCACCAUGCUCGGCGAGCGGCGCGCGGGAAGCCCCGGCCGGCCGGGCGCAGAGCUCUGUGGGCGGGGCCGAGGAGGGGCGGGGAGGGCGCGGGCGUGCGCUGGGCCCCAAAUCGUUUUCCCUGACGCCAUACCCUAACCCCACCCGGCCCCUGGGCACUCUCGCCCGCCCCAUUUACUCUGGCACUUCCCGGCUCAGCCCCUUCUUUCAUUCCAGACCUGCCUCCUGGAGGCCGCUUUGUAACUGCCCCACGGACACCUCAGACUCUGUUCAAAACCGAGCCUCGUCGUCUUUCCCGGUUCCGACCCCAUGUGUGUCCCAUCUCCGUGAGCGCCGAGCCCGCACCCGGGCCCCUGGCCUCCUCCUCCCCUCGCGCCUGCUUCCGCCGCCUUCACAGGGACCAGGCCGCGGCUUGUGCCAGGCCCGAGUGUGCCUUCGGACAUGAGGGUUAUUUUAAGCUGCCCUUUCGAAGGGGAAGUUUAUAUUUAUAAAGGAAUCUCCAUGUGUGAGGGCGCCUCCCUCUGUCCCAGGAGAAGGAUGACUCAUCACGAGGAGCUCGUCGGUGGAAAGGCGCCCCUGAGAGCCGACCGCCCUAUCCUCUCGCCCCGCUUUUCUCCUCUUCGGCGGGAGGUGGAGUUUCAGCGGGUGUUUUGGGCCGCGCAGGGACUUCCUCAUCCUCCCUGGCCUCUCCAUGUGCACACCAAGUGUUCACGUUAAUAAACUUGUUUUUCUCUUGUUCA